This is a messenger RNA of Onychostruthus taczanowskii (white-rumped snowfinch), 1949 nucleotides long. RefSeq names its product scavenger receptor cysteine rich family member with 4 domains (gene SSC4D). Gene Ontology annotation, cellular component: membrane. The record is from RefSeq and is a predicted model, not a curated record. The transcript is spliced from 10 exons. The coding region runs from base 189 to 1949 and encodes 586 amino acids. Lineage: Eukaryota; Metazoa; Chordata; Aves; Passeriformes; Passeridae.
UUACCAGGAAUAUUAAUUUCAAUCGUUAUUUUUGAAUAUUUUAUAACUAACUAGCCAGCUCCUUUGUGUAUUUCAAAAGCGGACGGAUAUUUCUGGGAUUUGAUACACCCAUCUUUAUACUGAAGAGAAAAUACUGAACAGGGAAGUGUCCUCUGGAAAUUCGCCUGCAGGAGGACUGACGAGCAGCAAUGACACUCGGUCCCUGUCCUGACACCCGGCACGGCACAAGGGGGCUGGACACCGAGGUGCUGCCUCUCUCCUUGAUGCCAGCCACACUCCUUAUCCUCCUCGUUCUCCUCAGCCCCACCGGCACCACCUCUGAGCCCGAGAUGUUGCCAUUCCCAGAGAUCCGCCUGGCCAACGGGCCCAGCCGGUGCCAGGGGCGAGUGGAGAUCCUCUACAACGGCUCCUGGGGCACGGUCUGCGACGACGACUGGGACAUCGUGGAUGCCAACGUGGUGUGCCGCCAGCUGGGCUGUGGCCAUGCCAUCACCCUGCCCGCCGCCAUGACCUUCGGCCAGGGCAGCGGGCCCAUCUUCCUGGACAACGUGGACUGCAAGGGCUCGGAGGCAGCCCUGAGCGAGUGCUGGAGCCACGGCUGGGGCAUCCACAACUGCUACCACUACGAGGACGUGGCUGUUGUGUGCAACGAGUUCUCACCCACGCAAGUCAGCGAAGGACCGACCACCAGGACCCUCACAGCCUCGGUACAGGAUGGGGAAAGUAAGCUGCUCAGCUGUCACUGCCUGAGGGCAGUGUCCCUUACUGUCACCUGCUGUGACGGCAGCAUCCGCCUGGUGAGCGGCCCAGACACCUGCCAGGGCCGGGUGGAGAUCUUCUACCGCGGGAACUGGGGCACCGUCUGCGACGACGACUGGGGCCUGAGCGAUGCCAGCGUGGUCUGCAAGCAGCUGGGCUGUGGGCAAGCCCUGGAUUACAAGAGCAAUGCCUAUUUUGGCUAUGGAACAGGACGUAUCCUCCUGGACAACGUCAACUGCGACGGCAGCGAGCCCUUCCUGUCCGCCUGCUACAGCCUCGGCUGGGGCAUCCAUAACUGUGGCCACCACGAGGAUGCUGGGGUCAUCUGCGCAGGACUGGACACAUCCACCAUCACAUCAUUCACCACCUCGGUGGCCCUGGACUCCGAGGAGACGCUCACAGCCACGGCCACAGCAGUGACAGACAGCAGGGACCAGCCCUCCCAGGCCACCAAGGUGGUCACCACCACGCUCCUGACCAUCGAGCAGGAAAGUGGCGGCUUGCGGCUGGCGAACGGCAACGGGAGCUGCCGCGGGCGGGUGGAGGUGCGGCACCGCGGCACCUGGGGCACCGUCUGCGACGACGACUGGGACUUCCCCGACGCCCAGGUGGUUUGCCGGCAGCUGGGCUGCGGCAGCGCCCUCGCCGCCACCGUGCUCGGCUCCUUCGGCUACGGCAGCGGGCCCGUGCUGCUGGAUAACGUGGGCUGCGGCGGCGGCGAGGCGCGCCUGGCAGACUGCUUCCACCUGGGCUGGGGACAGCACAACUGCGGCCACCACGAGGACGCCGGGGUCAUCUGCCGAGGCAGGGACAGUGGGGCACAGCGCUGGGGUGGGCACAGGCAGGGGCUGCCUCACCCCCUCCCCUCCGCAGGGUCCCUGCGCCUGGUGAACGGCAGCCACCGGUGCGAGGGCCGCGUGGAGAUGUUCUACCUGUCCCAGUGGGGCACGGUGUGCGACGACGCCUGGGACCUGCGGGACGCCAAGGUGGUGUGCAGGCAGCUGGGCUGUGGGCACGCCCUGGCAGCCUGGGGGGAGGCACACUACGGCCAAGGCACGGGCUACAUCUUCCUCGACAACCUCAAGUGCAAGGGCCACGAGCCCUCGCUGCUGCGCUGCUCCCACAUCCGCUGGGACGUCCACAACUGCGACCACUCCGAGGAUGCCGGUGCUGUCUGUGACAUCCUAUGA